CUUUCAAAUGUUCAAGGUCCUGUCGGGCAAUUAUUGCUUGCCAUUAUUCAACUGUGUCUGUUCUCACCGUGUUCAUUUUUGUUCUGGUUCCGCCCUGUCUACAAAGCGUUCCGCAAUGACUCUUCAUUCAACUUCAUGGUUUUCUUCUUCGUGCUGUUUUUCCACUCACUGUUUACUCUCGUGCAAACUCUAGGCGUUUCCUCAUAUGCAUGUGGAUGGAUCAACACAAUUGAGACUUUUGGAGUUUCGAUUCCGAUUGCGUUGAUUAUGUUGCUAUCGGCUCUUUGUUUCACUGCCGCUCUCGUUGGUAUGAUAUACGCGUUGAUUAGAGUGCACAAGUUGUACAGAGGAUCUGGUUUCUCCAUCGAUAAGGCACGCCAGGAGUUCACAAACGGAGUUAUGGCUGACAGAAACGUGCAAGCAGCGGCCACCUGCCAACUCCGCGGCUGCUGUGCGGACUUUCCCCAUCAAGCAACUCAGGGCCGUUUCUAG
Molecule: messenger RNA, 492 nt
Organism: Ostertagia ostertagi
Lineage: Eukaryota; Metazoa; Nematoda; Chromadorea; Rhabditida; Trichostrongylidae
Source: the annotation of a GenBank genome assembly